AACAAUUUAUAACAAUUUAUAACAAUUUAUAACAAUAAUCUUUCAUGUAUAAGAGGUUAUGCUUCAGCACGAUGACCCAAUAUCUACGUUCGAGACGGUUUGCUCCUCUUACGGAGCUUGCAACUGGUCAGCAUCAUGACUUGCCCAAGUUACACGGAGUGAUAUUCGAUGUUGACGGGACUCUCUGCCUCCCCCAAAACCACAUGUUCUCCGAAAUGCGCGCCGCGCUGCAAAUCCCCAAGCACGUCGACAUCCUCGAGCACAUAUACUCGCUGCCCACGGCCGCCCAGCAAGAAUCCGCCAUGGAGUCCAUCCGCGCCAUCGAGCGGCAGUCCAUGACCGCGCAGGUCGCGCAGCCCGGGCUAGCCGAGCUGAUGGCCUAUCUCGACUCGAGGAACAUCCGCAAGGGCAUCUGCACGCGCAACUUCGAGGCCCCCGUCUCUCACCUGCUGACCAAGUUUCUCGCCGGCCACGUCUUCCACCCGGUCGUCACGCGCGACUUCCGCCCCCCGAAGCCGGAUCCCGCCGGCCUGCUGCAUAUAGCCCGGAGCUGGGGGCUGGUGAGGACUGUGGAGGGACCCGGGGAUGAGGCUAAGGUGAGGGCGGUGCUGGAGGAGGAGAGUGCUGGUAGUAGUGCGCGGGAGAAGGAGGGUGCGGAGGGGCGUGACGGCGCGGAGUUGAGUGAGGUGGGUGAUGCGUCGGGAUUGAUCAUGGUGGGCGACUCGAUCGACGAUAUGACGGCUGGGCGGCGCGCCGGCGCUGCUACGGUGUUGCUUGUUAAUGAUGUGAAUAGCCAUCUGGCUGACCACGAACACACUGACCUAGUUAUUGAGCGGCUGGAUGAUUUGGUUCAAGUACUAGACUACGGCUUCGUGGGCAGGGAAAUACAUCAGGACCCCUAGCCUAGGGUUUACGAAGGGUAGUGUAGAUACAUAGUCUCAAAUAUCGCAAGAUGGUCUUACCACAAUGUUUUGGUAUAGGAUACUUAUAGAAUAUCAUGGGUUUAUAAACUCGACUCAUUAGUCGGCCAACCUCUCCUCAGUGGUCAACUUGCUACUUACCAUUGUGAGAUAAUUCUGAAAAAAAAAAACAUAGAUAUGAUUCAUAAUUCGGUA
This is a messenger RNA of Daldinia decipiens, 1115 nucleotides long. RefSeq names its product HAD-like protein. The record is from RefSeq and is a predicted model, not a curated record. The transcript has 2 exons. Lineage: Eukaryota; Fungi; Ascomycota; Sordariomycetes; Xylariales; Hypoxylaceae. The coding region runs from base 45 to 902 and encodes 285 amino acids.